AUGAUGCUACCACUAAGACGAUAUGCUUCAACUCUCCAUAAAACUGCUUUCAUAGUUCCCAAGACAUUCACUCGUUCUCUCCAUCUCGCUCCUCCGUUCCUUCUUGAUGACUAUGUCCCACGAUACAUGACCCUCAGCUCUCGAGAUGCAGCCAAGAAACGUUCUUUGGCAUACGCUCACCUUCGAAACUGUAACCUGUGUCCAAGAGAAUGUGGCGUAAACCGGUUCGAGAAAACCGGCAUGUGCCUUAUCGGCGAGAAGGCAAAAGUCAAUACGAUUGCUCCCCACUUUGGAGAAGAACCUUGUAUACAGGGGCAUAAUGGUAGCGGCUCCGUGUUUAUGAGCGGGUGUAACAUGAGAUGCAUCUUCUGCCAGAACUGGGACAUAUCUCAUCAACGUAACGGUAUGGACCUGUCACCUGAAGAACUUGGUGAUUGGUACAUCAAGUUGCAAGAGGUUGGCAAAGUCCACAAUAUCAACGUUGUUACGCCGGAGCAUGUUGUGCCGCAGGUGGCGUUGAGUAUCCUCCAUGCCAGGGACCAUGGCCUGACCGUUCCUAUCGUGUACAACACCUCGAGCUUUGACUCUCUUGCAUCCCUCGAGCUGAUGGACGGAUUGGUUGAUAUCUACCUGGCCGACUUUAAGGUGUGGAAACCAAGUACUUCUAAAAGGCUACUUAAAGCGGAUGACUAUGCCGCCACAGCGAAGGAGAGCGUCAAGGCCAUGCACGCCCAAGUCGGUGACCUGUGCUUUACGGGAGAUGGAAUAGCCAAGAAAGGUCUCUUGAUCCGUCAUCUUGUCAUGCCAGGUAAAGAGGAUGAGGGAGCUGAGAUAAUGAAGUUCCUUGCGAAUGAAGUUUCUACGGAUUGCUUCGUCAAUAUCAUGGAGCAGUACCAUCCAGAUGCCCACGUCGGAAAGCCCGAACGAGCGAAAUCUAAUGCCAAAGAAGACAACAAGGAAGUCCGAUAUGCGGAGAUGAAUCGAGCCGUCAGCAAUCAAGAGGUCUCUUGGAUCCGAAAAGCCGCAGAGGAACAUGGACUGUGGAGGUUCAACGACCCACCAAAACAUGAAGGCUUCGCUAUCUGA
Molecule: messenger RNA, 1086 nt
Organism: Fusarium coffeatum
Lineage: Eukaryota; Fungi; Ascomycota; Sordariomycetes; Hypocreales; Nectriaceae
Exons: 2
Coding region: 1-1086 (361 amino acids)
Molecular function (GO): iron-sulfur cluster binding; catalytic activity
Source: RefSeq, a predicted model, not a curated record